Molecule: messenger RNA, 864 nt
Organism: Sorex araneus (European shrew)
Lineage: Eukaryota; Metazoa; Chordata; Mammalia; Eulipotyphla; Soricidae
Gene: SPATS1
Product: spermatogenesis associated serine rich 1
Exons: 9
Coding region: 1-864 (287 amino acids)
Source: RefSeq, a predicted model, not a curated record
AUGGGGUGCAUUCAGCCUGUCCUGGAGAUGGUCCUCGUCUCGAUUGGUGAUGCUAUUUCUGCCCUCAGUCUGGAGGGUGACAAAGGCGUGGUGGAGGCCGGGGAGACCAAAGGGCGUUUGCAGCUGGCGUUGGGAGUGGAGCAGCGGCUUAGGCUUAGGCGAAGAGAGCCAGGCGGAACCUCCUGGGACCCCGAAUCCAAGGAUUUUCCUGGACCGUCGAGAGUCGCAACGCAGGGCCCUGCGUCUGAGUUGGAUCUGAAAUCCUCCACCUCCUCCUCCUCACCUUCUAGUUACUUCUCUGAAGAGUCAUUGCCUGCGAUUCAAAGGGAGCAGUGUCCUGAGGAGACCAGCCUGCUCAAGUUGUUGCCAAAAUAUGGGCAGCACCCCGAGUGGACGUUUUACCCACGGUUUAGCAGUAAUGUCCACACCUACCAUGUUGGGAAGCAGUGUUUCUUCAACGGACUCUUCCUCGGCAACAGGAGGUCUCUGGCAGAGAGGACAUUGGACAAGAGUUUAGGGAAGAAGAAACAUGCUAUUGAUCCCAGGAAUGGAAUCCCAAAGUUAAAUCCAGGAGAUAAUCCGUAUAUGAGCCCAGAACAAAGUAUAGACUUCCACAAAGCAGGAGCGACUCUCCCACCGGUGAAUUUUUCAUUAGUGCCUUAUGAAAAGAAAUUUGAUACAUUUAUUCCACUUGAGCCUCUUCCACCAAUUCCCAGCGUGCCUUUUAGGGUGAAGGAGAGGGCCAACAGGCUUAAGAGUGAGAUAAAAGAAGUUGAGGAGCUUGAAAACUGGCGGCCAGCAACCCCCUUGCUACAAAGCAUAUAUUUUUCAGGUUCUAGUGGUUCUUUGGACUCUUCAAGAUAA